AUGGCCCCAGUAAACCAGCUUCUCUUCGCCCUCUUCCUCCAAGGCCUCGCCGGCAGCACCUACGCCGCGCCUCAGCAGCGCUGGGGAUACCCCUCGCGCUUCAACAAGCCCCAGCAGGUCUCUAACCCCGAACCCACCACGCCUGCCAGCGUCACCGUCGAGGCUGCUGCCGAGCCCGCCAAGUUCGAGGCCCAGCCCACAGCUGGCCCCGGAGGCAGCAACUUCAAGGACUCGGACCACUUCCGCGUCUACGGCGCCGGCUCGGGCGACGCCGAUAAGGCUCUCGGCAUGCUCGAGAGCGCCUACGACUGCUUCGUGCACAACCUCGGCUGGCGCUCCACCGGUCUCUCCUUCAACGACGACAGCAAUGCCGGACCCUUCUACAAGACCAACAUCUACUCCGUCGGCGACCUCGGCACCGCCGCCGGCGUCAUGCACUCCGAGUACUCCUCCGGCGCCGCCUGGCUCGAGGUCGUCGACCAGUGGCUCACCAACCCGGGCGUCACCGUCCACGAGUGGGGUCACGGCCUGCACUACCACCAGAAGACCUGGGUCGACCAGGCCGACACCGGCGCCUGGUGGGAGACGGUGGCCAACUGGGUUCAGGAUACCUACCAGACCUCCCCUCUCUGCGCCGAGUCCCGCCAGAAGCACAACCAGGAGGAAGGGCGCACCGAGUUCAACAUGGAGAAGACGCUCGUCAACUCCCACCAGGUCAUCGUCGACGGCACCGCCGGCACCGGUAACUACUACGAGGCCUGGCCCUUCCUGACCUACCUCACCAACAACCCCGACAACCUCGGCGGCCUCGGCAAGGAGACGCUGCACAAGAUGAUGACGGAGUACAAGGAGGGCAGCAACGAGACGCCCCUGCACACCCUCGACCGCGUCGCCUCCAACAACACCGCCGGCGACGUCGUCGGCGCCUACUGGGCCCGCAUGGCCUACGUCGACAUCGGCCACGACCAGGCCCAGUCCAUGUUCCUCAGCUCCAAGGGCCGCCUCAACUUCGACAGCGUCGAGGGCUCCGGCUCCUCCUACAAGGCCAAGUCCGACCGCGCGCCCCGCUACAUGGGCGCCAACAUCAUCCCCCUCAAGGUCACCGGCAGUAAGGUCGACGCAAAGGUCACCUCCGCCGGCGAGUUCACCGCCACCCUGUCCAUCUUCGACGCCAGCACCAAGAAGGGCCGCUACGUCACCCUCGUCAACGGCGCCGGCUCCGCCACCAUCGCCACCGGCGAGGAGGUCAGCCUCGUCGUCGCAAACACCCCCAAGGCCCCUAUCCAGUACAACGGCUUCAAGCUCGAAGGCAGCGAGGCCAACAAGGGUCUGGAUUACUCCUUCACCCUCACCGGUGCCACCACCGCCUAA
Colletotrichum truncatum is the source of this 1371-nucleotide messenger RNA. Its product is annotated as dockerin type 1. The record is from RefSeq and is a predicted model, not a curated record. Lineage: Eukaryota; Fungi; Ascomycota; Sordariomycetes; Glomerellales; Glomerellaceae.